UUUCCCAACUCUAAUAAACCAAAGAAACCCAUCAAUUCUGCACCUAAAUAUUGGCAUUUGAUUUACCAACAUUCCUGGCAGAAUAUCUGAUAGCAUAUGAUGGCACCCAGAAGGAAUGAGAUGCUGCUGAGCAUGUCUCUUGUGGUGGCUCUUUGGGGUGUCACAGUGGCUCAAUCUCAAUCAAGUUGCACCAAUGAGUUCAUAAGUCUCUAUCCCUGCCUUGACUACUUAACAGGAAAGACCUCCACCCCAUCCUCUGGUUGCUGCUUGCAACUUUCCUUUGUGGUGAAGUCACAGCCACAGUGCCUAUGCGAGGUUGUUAACGGUGGUGAGUCAUCUGUUGCUGCCAGUCUCAACAUCAAUCAGACUCGGGCUUUGUCACUUCCCAACGCUUGCCGAGUCCAGACACCUCCUAUUAGCACCUGCAGCCGCUAUGCUUCUUCUCCAACAAGUGUUCCUGUCUCCAACAUUCCAUAUUCCCCUUCAGGGAUCGGAUCAAAUACUGUUUCAUCAACGACCGGAGGCAGGGGAAGUGGCGCUUAUGCAAAUUCAAGUUCCACCAAAUUACCAUGUUCUUUGCUUGUCUUGUUUCUCUUUUCAACGACUUUGAUUUUCACCUUGAUGACCACUACCUAGGUUACGUUGCUGCAAUAUUAUAGAAAACCUUAUCUUAUAUGUACCUUUUGAAUUAGGGUUCUAUUAAGAGUUAUCUCUUUUCGGGAUAUAGAAUCUUAUUUUGAAAAAAAAAAACAUGUGACUUCGGCAGAUAAUUUCUCUUUCCUGCGGCUGAAUAGUAACAUUUUCCUUUUGAAAUAA
Gastrolobium bilobum is the source of this 816-nucleotide messenger RNA. RefSeq names its product non-specific lipid transfer protein GPI-anchored 5. The record is from RefSeq and is a predicted model, not a curated record. The transcript is spliced from 3 exons. The coding region runs from base 97 to 636 and encodes 179 amino acids. NCBI's taxonomy places the organism in Eukaryota, Viridiplantae, Streptophyta, Magnoliopsida, Fabales, Fabaceae.